AGAUGCAUUUUUUUCCUUUUUCUUUGACAGUUCUGCACAGAACUUGGUUAAAUAACUAAAGUCUUACAAUGAUACUGAAAGAUAUUGAGAAUCUAAGAAAUGACAAGCUAUCGAACUUGCGAAACAAAGUCCAUUCAAAAAUCCACAAAAAAUCCACAGUUUAGACCUACCCCUGUACAUUUUGUACAGUGAUACAUGUAAAAAGCUUUAAAGUCACUUUUAUGACAAGUCCCAUGGUCAAAUUACAAAUUUUCAUCGCAUAACACUCAACUCACAACCUGUAAACAAUGGAAAGUGAGGACAACAUCAGCAGACAGGCUGACGAGAUCGAAGCCCUCUCUGCAAUCUACGGAGACGAAUGGUGUGUCAUUGAUGAGGAUGCUCAUACAUUCUGCAUCCGCAUUGACAAGGAUGAAGACGCCAAGAAAAAUGCUCAAAAAUUGUCCGUGUGUUUACAGAUCAUUUUCCCCCCAAAUUACCCAAGUGAUUGUCCACCCAUUUACCAAAUCAAUGCUCCGUGGUUGAAGGGGGAUGAGAGGAUUGAAAUGGAGAAUGCAAUGGGAGAUGUUUAUAUAGAAAAUGUUGGUGAAAGCAUUGUCUACCUCUGGGUUGAGAAGAUCAGGGAGGUAUUACAGGGCCGGGAAAGCAGGAAUGGCGAUCAAGUUGUGUCAGGUCGGAAGAACAUCAGCUUAGAGACUGAUGACGGUGAUGAUGAAUUCGAUCUGACUAUGGUUGCUCAAUACCACUACCAACCAGAUACAGCUAUAGAACUUGUAUCCAAUAAAGAUGCAGUGGAAUGCCCUCCCAUUUACCAUGGUGAGCCUUUAACAGACAGAAGAAGUACAUUCCAACCCCAUCUAGCACCGGUGUUAUACAAAGAGCAAGUGGAUAUGGUGCUACGCAAGUUAUAUGAAAAUAAAAAAAUAGCCAAUGCCACACAUAACAUAAUGGCUUACAGAAUCUUCAAGUCCGAACCGAGUCCACGUUACAUCCAAGGUUGUGACGAUGAUGGAGAGACACAUGCUGGCUCAAGAGUUUUACAUUUACUGCAGAUCACAGAUGUUCAGAAUGUGAUGGUUGUGGUAACACGCUGGUACGGUGGCAUUUUACUCGGUCCCGACAGAUUUAAACACAUCAAUAACUGUGCAAGAAAUAUUCUAGAAGCACAUGAUUAUAUACACAGCAAGGACGACAAGAAAGGACAAAAAAAGUCAUCAAAGAAAGGAAAGAAAUGACAGUGUGAUAAAAAAAUUUGGACUCCACAAACUUUUAUUCAUAGUUUUAUAAAAAGAAGGGAAUGGUGCUUCUUAGUAACUAUCUGUAUAAUUGUGCUGAUCAUGUGAUGACGCAGGAAUGGAGAUGGUAUUUUAAAGAUUCCUGAAAGAUUCUAUUCAUGUGAUCUGGUCUGGCAAAAGUAGGCUCUUGGAGGCAUAGUCAGACAUUGAGUUUAUUAGCAUGUGAUACUCAUCGUCAUGGUGGAACAACGUCACAAAGACGUCACGAUCUGGUGAACAGUGCUUGGUCUUUGGUGGUUGGCCAAUUCCGUGACGCAAGAGAGUGGAGAACCCAGUGGUGUCCAAACAAGUUGGUCAGCCUGGAGCAAGCCAGAAAAAGAUGUAUUUGAAGAGUAAUGAGAACCAAAAUUAUCAGAGUUUUAUCCGAUCAUAGUGUUAUUGAAUUUGAUAAAGGUCUGGCAUGAAU
Lineus longissimus is the source of this 1701-nucleotide messenger RNA. Its product is annotated as protein IMPACT-like. Gene Ontology annotation, cellular component: cytoplasm. Gene Ontology annotation, molecular function: protein binding. Gene Ontology annotation, biological process: regulation of translational initiation; GCN2-mediated signaling. NCBI's taxonomy places the organism in Eukaryota, Metazoa, Nemertea, Pilidiophora, Heteronemertea, Lineidae. The transcript is spliced from 10 exons. The record is from RefSeq and is a predicted model, not a curated record. The coding region runs from base 288 to 1235 and encodes 315 amino acids.